Messenger RNA from Caenorhabditis auriculariae, 3509 nucleotides. Lineage: Eukaryota; Metazoa; Nematoda; Chromadorea; Rhabditida; Rhabditidae. The record is from the annotation of a GenBank genome assembly.
AUGAAGUUAUGUAGUCCGACUAAGUACUCUAUUUAUUAUUCCUGUGUCUUAUUGGCCUACAUUGUGAAAUUUUCUAUAGCCCAAGAAGUGGACAUUUUUUCCUUAGGUGAGCAUUUUGAUUUAAUUUAUUAUCUUUUGUCAAUAAUUGAGAAGUUUAUUCAUUUAUUUAUUAUUUUUGGCUUGCAAAAAUUUCAUGUUUUUUAUCGGAUGUCGAAUUUCUGUCUGGACAUAACUAUGUUAGUUCUGCCUGUUUUCGAUAACCCUUUUCUUUAAAUUUAUCUUCAGAGCCGACCAUCCCUCUCAGGUCUCCAGAAGAAAUCGACAGAAAUGAGACGUUUCUCAGCGACGACGAUUUUGUACGACCUCUCAAUGGUAUCCUCUUAAUCUUCAUUUUUUUGUUUUUUUUUUCCUUGGCUCACAGUUUUCCGCUCCAUUCUCAGCUGGUGUCGUAUUGCUUUGGCGCACGAUUAGUCUGAAAUUUGGGCUGAUCUUUCGAAAAAAAUUUUUUCUCAGAUCCGAACCAUCCAAUAAAAAGAAUUUCUGCUUAUCAUCUUGUGAAAUUAAAAAAGGUUAAUUUUUUUAUUGAUUUUUGUGAAAAAGUCUAAAGUUUUUAUAUAUUUCGUUUCUCAAUAUUAUUGAAAUUCUCAUUUUCAAUUAUUUUCGCAGCAGAAGAAACAUUUCUGACGGAGGAAGACUUCAAGAACGCAGAGGCUCUUAGUGACGGACACAUUGGUGCCGGAAAAAUCCUCUGGCGUCAAUUUUUUCGAAAGGGCGACAUCCGUGGCAAGGCUGCCUGGAAGUUGGUGUGUUUUUCAAACGAUCGCUAUGAAAUAUUCUUUUUUUUCACUGAUUGUGGAUUUGUUUAUUUGGUGGAUAAUUCUUCCCUCAACGAGCAUAGUAGCAUAUUUUACUAUUACGAGCUGCGGCACUUAAAGAAGAAAAAAAGAGGGAUGAAGCCUUUUAGGCUCCAAAAAAAGGGUGGUUUAAAAUUGGUUCAAAACAAAGUUCACAUCGAGUGACGCAAUGUUUUGUUUCACUUUCGAUGAAAGUUUGAAUGAUUGAGUAAUUCGCGGCACGAUUCAAACGUCAGAACCAGUGGCGGACUACUGCGUAAUCGAAACCGUUAAGCCGACCGGUCUCUUUUUGCCGUUUCGCGCCCAAGCCGCGUUUUUUUCACAAGAGCCUCAGAAAAAAACUUGGCUUCAGAGGCUCGCUCCAGGGACAAGCCUUUGCCGUCCAUUUUUUUUUUUUUUGAUGUUUGGGAGAAAACGAAAAACAGAGCCCAAAAAAUCGUUUAAAGGGGGCUUUUUUCGGGACGUCCUCAUUAUCUGCAAUUUCUUUGAUCAAUUAAUUUAGCUUUGCAGGAGCAACGCGAGGGAUGGCGUCGGAAUGGAGUUAUUAACGGUGUCCGCAAAUGGCCGAACGGCAGGAUCCCCUAUGUUCUAUCCAAUCAGUACAACGAGCGCGAACGCGCAGUUCUUGCCCGGAGUUUCCAGGUAAAGAUCUUAUAAUAUCUCAGCUAUUUUUUUUUUGCAAAAUAAAUGUUUAAAGCACAGUUCCUAUUACAACGGAAACUCAAAAAAGUUUGAAAAACAGUAGCGUCGUGCUUUCUUGAUCAAGAGCUCUGGCCAUUUAAGAAAUUUUGGAAUUUCAGGCUUACCACUCAAAAACUUGUAUCAAAUUUGUGCCGAGGACCGCUCUAGAUAACGAUUAUUUGUAUAUAGGGAAAAUUGAUGGGUGAGUGUUAUUUGAAGUUUAAAUAUGUCUCUUUUCUAUACGAUUGGUGUAGGUGCUUUUCCGAUGUCGGACGUGCGGGUGGCCGUCAAGAACUGUCUCUCGACGACGGCUGUAUGCAGGUAUUCACUUUUAUUUUCAUUCUUUCCCAUUUUUACUUUGUUCAAAUUUCUGGAAAACAGUUUAAUUAUGUUAGAACGUUGUGGUACCUAGCAAAAUUUCCUACAGUUCCAUUCUAUGAUUUUCAUAGAAAAUUGUAGAAAGAACUUUGCACAAAACGGAAACUUUUUAACAUUUCACCCAAAAUGAAGAGUUCAAACCUUCCUUGAUAUUUUCUACAGUUUUCAAUGGAAAUUUUAGAUUAUGAACUAGAACUUUUCAAUCUUCAGCUUUGUUCUGAAUUUUCAUAUUUUUUUGUACUGUUUUUCAACACCGUAAUAAAAAUUUUAAUCGAUAGAAUUUGAAGGAGAACAGUAUUUUCGGUAGAUUGUCAAAAAAAUAGCGUUCAAACAGAUAUUGAUUCAAUUUUUCGAAAGUGAAAAGUGCUAAUAAAAUAAUUAGUAAGAAAAUUAUGACUUCGAUUGGUUUCAAAAAAGAAAAAAUUGAAGAGGAAAUUUAAUUUUGACAGUAUGACACGGCGAUCCACGAACUCAUGCAUUCUGUUGGCUUCUACCAUGAGCACGAGCGAUGGGAUAGAGACCAACAUAUCAACAUUCUCUGGCACAACAUCGACAAAGGUUCCAGAUGAUCCCAACAACCGAACUCAUCCGAAAAUCUUCAGAUGCCUAUGAUCAGUUUGGAAAAGUUGAUCUCGCUGAAAGCUCUUACUACGGUCAAGUCUACGAUUAUUAUUCCAUUAGUGAGUUUUUUCCCUCUCAAAAAUGUAGGGGUUGUUAUUUUCUGUUGGUAUUUUCUGAAUUACGCCUAUACUUUAUCACUAACUUCUUUCUUUGGAUAUUAUCACCCUAUUAAUUUACUGUUGUGAUUUUUUUUUUUCUCGAAUGUAUGUUUAAGAGGAGUAAUAGAUUAAAAUAGACUUCAAGAAAAAAGAAGCCCUCGAAGUUAUGGAAAAAAGGAAUUAGUAUUGUAGGCUCAAGAUCAGCCAAAACAAGAUAUUAGAAACUUCAUAAUAUUGAUAAAUGGCUCGAGUUCACUUUCACCGUAAAAGGAAUGUAAAAACAAAACUUUUCAGUGCACUACGACUCUUUGGCGUUUUCUAAAAACGGUUUCGAGACUAUGGUCGCCAAAAGGCCGGAAAUGACCGCUGUGAUUGGAGCUGCAAUAGAUUUCAGUCCGGUAAGUUUGCAAGCAGUUUCUCGGAAACAAAAAAAAAUCCAGGUUGAUGUUCUGAAGAUGAAUUUGAUGUACCAAUGCACAGAAGCCGGCGAGGCAACGCCUAUCGUCACUGAAAUCCCCAAGCCCGUCGCCGUGCAGAUCGUCGCACCAGAACCUGACGACGGUACUAAAAUUAAGGAAAAAGGAUCCUUUUUUGUUUUCAGAGUGCCGCGACAGGACGAAUCUCUGCUGGAGAUGGCUGGAUCGCUGCCGUUCCUUCUUUUUCGAAAAAAUCAUGCAGGUUCAUUCAGUUUCAGAUUUUAGAAUUCAAAAAAAAAAAUAAAUAAAAAGGUUUUUAUCAUCUUUUACAGGAAUUCUGUCCUCUCUCAUGUGGCUUCUGCACUCCGAAACCAAAGUCAGCUGCGCCAUCUUCUCAAACAAUGUUAGAAACAAAAGUUACAUCUACAGGCGGGGCUAACUAUUUGCAAUUCGGACGAUAA